UCCUCUUUCUUGUGUAAUUUUCCUUAUCAAAUUAAAUUUAAGCAAGAAAAGAACAACUAACUAAUUAGACAAAGUAGAAUACAAGACAAAAAAUGGUUCCUAUAAGGUUAAGUUGCUUUAUAUUUAUGCUCAUGUUUACUUUGCUUGAAGCUAGAGACUCCAUUUUUAAGCACCACCCUCUUUAUCAUCAAGCGAUUUUGGAGGCGAAAAUUACAAGAAAUGAAAUUGUAGAAGCUAAAGAGAUUCAUCAAACCAUAGCCACCAAGGAAAUCAAGUCCAUACCUAUUAUUCUAGAGGAAGAAGGCAAUAAAAUGAUGUUAAAUGGAAGGAAAUUGGCUUCAAAAGAUGAGCUCAAGAAAGAGAAGGCGAACACGAAAGAGCAAGCUAAGAUGGCAGUGGAUAGUAGGAGUUCAAAGAUCUCAGGUGCAACAUCUUCUUCAUGGAAAUCAUCAUGUAACAAUAAAGGGAAGAAGAGAAGGAAAAUGGAUGUAAUAUGUAAUCAAAGUGUUAGAAAUAUUCCUAAGAAGAAAGCCAAGUUUCCUGUUGGUUUUGUAGCAUUAAGUGCUGAUUAUCACUUUCCAAAUUCUCAUCCACCUAGGCAUAAUUGAGAUUAGUAUUACUAUCAUUAAGAAGUUAGCAAACUUAUAUUUGCUACUUCAAAUUUUGUCCAAAAAAGAAAAAAAAAAAAUUCAUAGGCUUUGGUAGAAAAAAAUGUUAG
This is a messenger RNA of Chenopodium quinoa (quinoa), 718 nucleotides long. RefSeq lists its product as uncharacterized. The coding region runs from base 93 to 608 and encodes 171 amino acids. Gene Ontology annotation, molecular function: growth factor activity. Gene Ontology annotation, biological process: cell differentiation; positive regulation of cell population proliferation; positive regulation of gene expression. The transcript is spliced from 3 exons. Lineage: Eukaryota; Viridiplantae; Streptophyta; Magnoliopsida; Caryophyllales; Amaranthaceae. The record is from RefSeq and is a predicted model, not a curated record.